GUAAAAUGCAACAUCUUGACUCUUCUUGAACCUAUCUUUGGGCUGAUCCUCACCAGGAACAACACUGUGGACAUACACGGAAGGAGAGUUGGAGCAUGUCGUAACACAGCCGGCGUCUCAUACAGGAAAAUGAAGAGCCAAAUCGAAACUUAAGGCCAAUGACUUCCGCGGCGUCAGUGGGGAGUGAAGCUUUAACCGGAAGUGGAGGCGGAUGCGGCUGCAGCUGCAGCUCUGUUUUCCAAGAGUUACCAAAAUGACAGAUGCACAGCGAUUAUGUUUGCUGCUUUUUCCGCUACUUUUUCGCUUCUCUGCCGGGGAAGAGGUGUCCGUGUGGAGCGUGGACAUCAACCCGUUUUCCAGAAUCCACAGCUCAGUACCAUUGGCUCCUGUUCAAAAAACCUGGCAUUUAACAUCAGCUGGUAUCUGCGCUCCUCUGUUUGCUACAACGAGGUCUUCAACACUCCUGACAACAAAGCUACAGAGAUGUUUGGCAGAGACCACAUGCUGAAAGAAGGCUGGAGCGGCUUCUACAGUCAGGGCUACAUGUUCUUUGAAAACUGCUCCUCUCUCUUCAUGCAGAAGGUGUAUUAUCCCGAUUUCCAGCCUUACCAGCCUCUCACCAGCCUGAAGGAUGAACCGUCAAAUCAGAGCUUGGUUUGGCCAGAUAAACCAGACAGCAGUGCUGUGGCCAAAGCCUGGAAGGACAGUCCUUACCUGUUCAUUGUCAACGUGCAGCCCAUGUUUCGUGGAGAUAAUGAAGACGUGGGGCCUGAGCAGCUCAACUUCGCCUUUACAAUGAAAGUUGAGAUGAAGGGACCACAUGACUACUCCUCUCCUGCAGACUGGCCUCUCAUGAUGUUCUUCAUGGUCAUGUGCAUCAUAUACGUCCUGUUCGGAGCCCUGUGGCUGCUCUGGUGCGCCUGCUACUGGAGGGAUCUGCUCAGGAUCCAGUUCUGGAUUGGUGCCGUCAUCAUCCUGGGGAUGUUGGAGAAAGCUGUGUUUUAUUCAGAAUACCAGAACAUCCGUUACAAAGGAGACUACGUUCGAGGUGCAGUGAUUUUUGCUGAACUUCUCUCUGCUCUGAAGAGGUCUUUAGCACGAAUCCUGGUCCUCAUUGUCAGUCUUGGCUAUGGUAUAGUCAAGCCCAGGUUAGGAACCACAGUGCACCGGCUGGUGGCUGUUGGUCUUCUCUACCUUCUCUUCUCUUCUGUUGAAGGUGUGCUGAGAGUGACGGGGGGUUUUUAUGGUACAGUUGGUCUAAUUGCCAACCUCAGCCUCUCCCUCAUCGACUCCUGCGUGAUGUGGUGGAUUUUCAUCAGUCUGUCUCAAACCACUCGUCUGCUGAAGCUCCGCAGGAACGUAGUGAAACUGUCGCUGUAUCAGCACUUCACCAACACGCUGAUCUUCUCGGUUGUGGCUUCCAUUAUAUUCAUCAUCUGGACCACCAAAGUCUUAAAGAUGGUGGACUGCCAGACGGGUUGGAGGAACCUGUGGGUGGAUGAUGCCUUCUGGCGUCUCCUGUUCUCCACCAUCCUGCUGGUCAUUAUGGUGCUGCUGCGACCCUCUGCUAACAACCAGAGGUUCUCUCAUUCUCCUCUGAUUGACGAAGAUGAUGAUGAAGAGGACGAGAGCAAGGAGCCCAUGCUGAACGAGGCUUAUGAGGGGAUGAAGAUGAGAGGUUCAAAACCUGAAAUGAAUGGCUCCCAAAAAUUAUUGAGCAAAGAGGAUGAAGACCUGAAGUGGGUGGAGGAGAACAUUCCUACAACUGUUGCUGACGUAGCUCUACCUGUGAUGCUGGAUGAAGAGGAGGAAAUCCUAAAAACUAAGAUGGAGCGAUCUAAAAUGGAAUAGAAGGAAAGCUGAAAAAAAAGAUUAUGAAGAGACAGCAAAUCACCCAGAGUGGCCAUGGAUGGAUGGAUGGACGGAUGGAUGGAUGGAUGGAUGGAUGGGUGUGUAUGCGGGUGCUUUGCAAUGACCAAAAAGAUGGGGGUAAAGCCAAUUCUUCUUUCUGGACACUUUAUCUUUUUAACCAUUAAUCUAAAGCAGGUACUGGUUGUGGAUGGAUGGGCUGCUGUAAUGGCAUGUACAGUAGAAGAGUACACUCCAAGAUUUUUUUUAAAUGUCUUACUAUUUAUUUAUUUGUUUUUAUUAUUUUUACCCACAAUUCAAGUUGAUUCCUAUUCUUUUUACUAUAAGCUGAAACAUGUUUUCUCUGUCACUGCGAGGAGCCACGCUGACGCUGAGUGGAUUUAAUGUGUAGGAAUAUUUGCACCAUUGUUGCAUCUGUUCAGGUCCACGUCCUUCCAGGACAUUCUCCUUUCAUAAGAGAUUAUUUUUAGCCAACACUGUAUCUGACACUCUGAACUCAUUGUGGGAGAAAGUGUUUCUUUCAGCCUGUGUUUUAUUGCUUCACAUAUUAUUUAACAGUUGAAUGGCAUCAGUUGAUGAAAAAGAGAGAAAGAUAAAAUAUGUUGUAAACCAUUAGGUACAUAAAUAAUCAUUAGCAUGUUUUGUGCAUUUACUUGGCCACCGACGUUCCCUGUAGAAAGUAUAUGACUUUGUGUUAACACAUAACCAGCACUUUUCCUUCUGUACUACAUGUGGAAGUACUGUACAAUAUAUUCUUUUUGUAAGCAGGAAUACUGCUUCCGUUUUCGGGAAUUCAUGGAUUAACACUAACAGGAGAGCAAAGGGAGAAUAUUAAAAUAAAUUUAAAAAAA
Cynoglossus semilaevis (tongue sole) is the source of this 2720-nucleotide messenger RNA. Its product is annotated as transmembrane protein 87A. Bases 274 to 1851 code for a protein of 525 amino acids. The transcript is spliced from 21 exons. Gene Ontology annotation, cellular component: Golgi apparatus; Golgi cisterna membrane. Lineage: Eukaryota; Metazoa; Chordata; Actinopteri; Pleuronectiformes; Cynoglossidae. The record is from RefSeq and is a predicted model, not a curated record. Gene Ontology annotation, biological process: retrograde transport, endosome to Golgi.